This is a messenger RNA of Racocetra persica, 158 nucleotides long. NCBI's taxonomy places the organism in Eukaryota, Fungi, Glomeromycota, Glomeromycetes, Diversisporales, Gigasporaceae. The record is from the annotation of a GenBank genome assembly.
AUUUUAUUCCACAACUUCCAGUUCAAAAAGGCACGAUGUUUUGUCCUAAAGAAUUACAUACAUCAGUUUGGGAAUUAAUGGAUAGAUAUUUACAUCUUCAUCUUUUAAUACCAACAUCUAAUCCAGCACUAACAUGUUUACAAAUUUGGAAACAAGCA